Funneliformis geosporum is the source of this 206-nucleotide messenger RNA. Lineage: Eukaryota; Fungi; Glomeromycota; Glomeromycetes; Glomerales; Glomeraceae. The record is from the annotation of a GenBank genome assembly.
AAGUACUCGGUUUUUGCAAAUUACCAAAAAAAAGUGAUCUGGUAGUCAUUGUCCAUCCCGAAAAAAAAAACAGUUUAGUUAAAGGAAAAAUAGUUCCGUUGAUUGAAGAUUAUUUAAAAAUUAAACUGCAAAUUCGAACUUGGGAGGAAAUGGAUAACGAGAACGCGAUAAUUAUGGAAACCACAAAUAAAUCGAAAGAAAACUGA